Messenger RNA from Salpingoeca rosetta, 3913 nucleotides. Its product is annotated as KOX 6 protein. The transcript has a single exon. Gene Ontology annotation, molecular function: protein binding. Lineage: Eukaryota; Choanoflagellata; Craspedida; Salpingoecidae. The coding region runs from base 541 to 3300 and encodes 919 amino acids. The record is from RefSeq and is a predicted model, not a curated record.
UCGCUCGCCCGCUCGCACGUUGCUGAGCAAGAAGACAGGACUCUCUCACGCUCACUGGUUCACUUAUUUCGGUCCGCUUUCUCUGCACCCCACCAGCCCAGGUCGUUUCGUUGGCGUUUGCCGAAACCCAACCCGCCGCCAACGUUCAUACUCCCUCCCCAUCUCUCCCUGUCUCUUUUGAUUGUCUCUGCUGUCGGUUACUUGACGUCAACAUCUGCCUUUCCAUCUCUUCAUUUUCUUGAGUCACGUUAGACUGUCUUCACACACACACACACGCACGCACGCACACACACGCACGCACACAAGCACGCUGCAUUUGCCGAGCGCGUGCAGUCCCAUCACACCACACCACAUCAAAAGCACGCCGCUGCCACACAAGCCCGUUACUUGCUGCCAACUGCCACCCGUUUCCUCCUUGCCUCGCUCGGUCGUUUGCACGUUGCUUUCCCUCGUGUGCAUUCAUUCGUGGCCACAGUUACCGUUCCGACCAACCAUCUCUCCCCCCUCCCUCCCUGAACACGCGCCUGCUUUUUCUUGUGCAUGUGCCAAGUUUUGAUACCCACUUGCUCCUUUCAUUUCCUUUCCCGUCGUGAUUGUUGCUGUGACGCCUGGUUCUCCUUUCUCUCCACCUCCCCUUCACGCAGCGUGUGCCCAGCAGAUAGUCUUGUUUCUCGGCCACUUUUGCUGCCACCCCUGCUUCACGUGCACAGCGCACACAACACCACACCGUGCAGUGCACACCCCCAACACUUGCCAACCCCUUCCACCAUUCGCUCCCACACGCUCGCCAUGGACGCACGUGCUUUUGCACACCGAGCUGCGCUGGACGGCGACGUGGACACCUUGAAGAUGCUGGCCAACACAGACACCUCCGCCCUGAUGGCGCCGACAGACACGGGCAUGACCCCGUUCCUCACCUGCUGCGCCACGGGCCAGCUUGCCGCCGCCCAGUGGUUUGUGACACAAGGGUUUGCCACCAUUGACGAGUGCGAGCACACCGUCAACGCAACCGGGCUGCACCUCGCGGCGGCCCGCAACCACCACGCCGUGGUGGAGUGGCUGCUCAGCGCAGCGCCCCACCUCGUCGACGUGCGCACCAAGGAGAACGCCACGCCACUGCGCAUUGCCGCAGAGCUCGGCUCCCGCGAGCUCGUCUCCCUCCUGCUCCACUUCCACGCAGACCCGACCAUCUCCGACAGCCAGGGCCUGACGCCGCUCGCGGUGGCCGUCAACGCGGGCCACCAAGGGGUCGCCUCCCUCCUCCAGCAGGCAUUGCAGGGGCAGCGCGUUCCCGUCAUCUCGCCACCAACCGCCACCGCCGGCAGCAGCAGCUCCAACGACAGCAGGAGCGCCUACCACGGCUCAGCACCCGCCGCCACCAGCAGCACCAGCGGUGAAGCCGUUGACCCCGCGAGCGGCGGUGCGGAGGGCGACGCGAGGGACGGGCGGCCAACAACACCGCAGUCGCCAAAGCUGCGGCGGCUGAGCGAGGACACGGGCAUCCAGCAGAUCCUGGACACGAUCAGCCCGGGCAACUACGCGCUCUUCUCCCUGGAGCGCCUCAAGGAGACGCUGGAGGACAACGUGGCCAUGAGCGGGCCCGCAACGUCAACUACCAGCAGCAGCGUCGCCACCGACGUGCCCUCCUCCCUCACGACAACGCCACCGCCGCCACCAGCAACACACGAGCAGCAACAGCAGCACUCACGUGUGAUGUUCUCGAUGGGUGCACCGUCCACGGCUGCCCCGACGCCACUCGUUUCCUCGUCAUCGUCGGCACCAGCCACGGCAACCUCGGAAUCGUUGUCGCUGUUCUUCCGCUCGGCGCUCAAGACCGAGCCCGAGCCCGAGCCCUCCGCCUCCGCCACACAGCCGCCAUUCCAAACAGCCUCCGCAACUACUACUACUACAACAGCAACAGCAACAGCGACAGCGAUAGGGUCGACGGCGCGCGCCCCGCUGCCGACGCUCAAGUCGCCGCUGCUUCGCAUCAACGACGAGGACGACGAGGCCACGCGUACACACCCGCACGGCAGCGACGCGAUGACGAUGACGAGCGGCAACCCGCUCAUGCGCAGCAUCACGGACGACCUGCGCUCCAUGGACAGCGACCAGUCGAUUGAGUUCUCCGUGGACUCGGACUGGGCGUCAGACACGUCCUCCGUGUACUCGCCGCACGACCCAUCGGCGACCACAGGCAGCACCAGCGGCAGCACGAGGGCAAGCACCACAAACAUCGGCGCCAUGCUACCUCGCACGGGGAGCCGGCAGGGCAGCUCGACAAACCUGACGGUGCCUGCAAGCACGGGACGCGGCGGCUCGCGGCGCGGGGGCGGCCGUCGUGGGCGCUCGCACAUCUGCCCGCACUGCCACAAGAACUUCAGCUGCAGCAGCAACCUGAAGCGCCACGUGCGCGUACACACAGGCGACAAGCCGUACCCGUGCGAGGUGUGCGAGAAGACGUUCACCAACAGCAGCAACCGACGCAAGCACGAGCGGUCAUGCCUGAACAAGCUCGUUCGCACGGGCGCCAUCCGAAAGCUGCGGGUGACGCAGGAGUUUGCCGACUACCACCGCUCCCUUCUGGCAGGCCUCGACCUGCCCAUGCAGAUCAUCCCUAAUCCAACACCCGCUGAGCAGCAGCAACACGAGCAACACCAACAACCGCACCAACAACAGCACCCACAGCAGCCACAGCAGCAGCACCAACAACAGCGGCAGUCGACGCCAACAACGUCUGCCCCAUCGUCGGCGCGCCUACCGAGCUCCCACCACCACCAACAGCAGCAGCAAGAACAACAACAACAACAACAACAGCACCAACACCAACAACAGCAGCAACAACAGCAGCAGCAGCAGCGCCACGUGAGCCAGAGCGGCAUGCCGUCGCUGCACGUGUCAACGGCGUCCCCUGCGCUGUCGCCGUUUUCGCCGGGAGGGCCCUCAUCCUCCAUGCUCUCCCCGUCCUCCCCCUUCAAUCUCCCCACCACGCCACGCAACGACGCCAUGUCGCCACACAGUGCGUGGUUCACGGCGCAGUCGCCCAUGCAGCAGGUGCUCAGCCCAGGCGUGGCCAGUGCCACCAGUGCCACCAGCCCCAUGCUGGGCGUACCGGGCACACCCAGCGCAACCGCUCCCGUUGCCUACAGCACGAACAACGGCACGAGCGGUGGUGGCGGCGGUCGGGUGGUGGCUGGUGGCCGUACACCGGGGAACAGGGGCGGUGGUGAUGCAGACAUGUCGCAGUUCAUCGCAGACUGGGUGGACUCCAUCUUCGCGCAGCCAACGCAAUCCUGGUGACACCACCACAGGGUGGUGCAUUUGGACGGGGAGAAAGUUGGUUUGUGUUGGUUGCUUGGUUGCUUAGUUGCUUGGUUGGUUGAUAGCGUAUGGGGUGGUGACGGUGCUGAUGAUGAUGACUCGAGUGAAUAGUGAGACGAGAUGUGCCAUAUGUUCUGCCUGACUCUUUUUGAGACUGUACACACCUCCCGAGGUUGCUGUCAUUGUCGCUAUCGCAUUGUUUGUUCGUAUGUUUAUGCGUCGUUUGUCCUCCUUGUUACCUGCGUGUUGUUGGGUUGCGCAUGCCGAAUACAGCGACAACCAUGUCAUGCAUGCCCGUUCGUUUAGCUGUCUUGCUGUCUUGUGUUUCGUGACCCCUCUUCGCCCCUUUGGCUGUCACAUGGUGAUGGAUGGGGCUUGGUCGGUAAUUCUUUUUCAUGUGUCAGUGGUUUGGAAUGUACAUGUGUGGCUGUAUGCAGACGGCGUGUGUGUGUUUGCUUGUAUGGUGAUGGCCUGUGCAUGUACUCUUUCUGUGUAUUGUGACCACCGCGUGCAAGUGCUGCAUGCGCGCUUCCUUAAGGCACCCUGUUCUUGCGCUUUGUUCGUUCUCUUGAGAUUAGAAGAUACACCGACA